Messenger RNA from Opisthocomus hoazin, 2210 nucleotides. NCBI's taxonomy places the organism in Eukaryota, Metazoa, Chordata, Aves, Opisthocomiformes, Opisthocomidae. The record is from RefSeq and is a predicted model, not a curated record.
UCGUGCAGGAAGAGCUGGACGCCCUCCUGGAACAGCAAAGCACUAUAGAGAACAAGAUGGUUGCGGUGCAUCGCAUGGGCCCGAAUUUGCAGCUUAUCGAGGGGGAUGCCCAGCAGUUGGCAGGGAUGAUCACCUUCACCUGUAACCUGGCUGAGAAUGUCAGCAGUAAAGUCCGCCAGCUUGACCUUGCCAAGAAUCGACUCUAUCAGGCCAUUCAGAGAGCUGAUGACAUCCUUGACCUGAAGUUCUGCAUGGAUGGAGUUCAAACAGCCCUGCGAAAUGAAGAUUACGAGCAAGCAGCAGCUCAUAUCCAUCGCUAUCUGUCUCUGGACAAAUCAGUGAUUGAGCUCAGUCGUCAGGGCAAGGAAGGGGGCAUAAUUGAUGCCAACCUGAAGCUCCUGCAGGAAGCAGAGCAGCGCCUGAAGACAAUUGUCACAGAGAAAUUUGACACAGCUAUGAAGCAGGGAGACUUGCCCCAGGUGGAACGGUUCUUCAAGAUCUUUCCUCUGCUAGGCUUACAUGAAGAGGGGCUGAGCAAGUUCUCGGAGUACCUCUGCAAGCAGGUGGCCAACAAAGCAGAAGACAACUUGCAGCUGGUGAUGGGGACAGACAUGAGUGACCGGCGAGCUGCUGUCAUCUUUGCGGACACCCUGACACUCCUCUUCGAAGGGAUUGCUCGCGUUGUGGAGACCCACCAGCCCAUUGUGGAGACCUACUAUGGGCCAGGGAGGCUGUACACUCUCAUCAAGCACCUGCAAGUGGAGUGCGACCGGCAGGUGGAGAAAGUAGUGGACAAGUUCGUCAAAGAGAGGGACUAUCACAGGCAGUUCCAGCAAGUUCAGAAUAGCAUGAUGAGAAGUUCUUCUGCAGAGAAGAUCGAACCAAGGGAACUUGACCCUAUUUUAACGGAAGUCACCCUGAUGAAUGCCCGCAGUGAGCUCUACUUGAGGUUCAUCAAGCGACGAAUAAUAUCUGAUUUUGAGGUGGGAGACUCGAUGGCUUCAGAGGAGGUAAAGCAAGAGCAUCAGAAAUACCUCGACAAGCUGCUUAACAACUGUCUACUGAGCCGCACCAUGCAAGAGCUCAUUGGCUACUACAUCACCAUGGAGGAAUACUUCAUGAGGGAGACUGUCAACAAGGCUGUUGCCAUGGACAGCUACGAGAAGGGCCAGCUCACCUCCAGCAUGGUGGAUGAUGUGUUUUACAUAGUGAAGAAGUGCAUUGGGCGUGCUCUGUCCAGCUCCAGCAUAGACUGUCUCUGUGCCAUGAUCAACCACUCCACCACCGAGCUGGAGUCUGACUUCAGGGAGGUUCUAUACAACAAGCUGAAGCAGGGCUUUCCAGCCACGACCUUCCAGGACUUCCAGAGAGGGGUGACCAGUGCCGUGAACAUCAUGCACAGCACCCUGCAGCAGGGCAAGUUUGAUACCAAAGGCAUUGAAAGCACCGACGAGGCCAAGCAGUCCUUUCUGGUGACCUUAAACAACGUGGAAGUCUGCAGCGAAAACAUCAUGACCCUAAAGAAGACUUUGGAGAGCGACUGCGGCAAACUGCUUAGCCAAGGCUUCGGGGGGGAGCAAGCGCAGGCCAAGAUUGACAGCUGCUCCGACACCGGCUGGCUGGUGUCUGCAGGGAGAUCACUCCUCUCCUCGUUCUGUCCCCCUCAGGAAGGUCUCAACGAGCUGAACAGCACAGCCAUCAAACCCCAGGUGAAGCCCUGGAUCAACCUGUUCCUCUCCGUCUCGCACAACAUCGAGGAGGAAGAGUUCAGCGACUAUGAAGCUAAUGACCCCUGGGUCCAGCAGUUCAUCGUCAACCUGGAACAGCAGAUGACAGAGUUCAAGGCUGGGCUGUCUCCAGUGAUUUACGACACCCUCACUGGUCUCAUGACCAGUCUCAUAGCCAUCGAACUGGAGAAAGUGCUGCUCAAAUCCACCUUCAGCAGGCUCGGCGGCCUGCAGUUUGACAAAGAGCUGAGGUCUCUCAUAGCCUACCUCACCACAGUCACCACCUGGACCAUCCGCGACAAGUUUGCCCGUCUUUCCCAGAUGGCCACCAUCCUCAACCUGGAAAGGGUGACGGAGAUCCUGGAUUACUGGGGCCCAAACUCGGGCCCGCUCACCUGGCGCCUUACCCCCGCCGAGGUCCGGCAGGUGCUGGCUCUGCGAAUCGACUUCCGCAGCGAGGAUAUCAAGCGGCUGCGCCUGUAG